AAGGGCAAAAAUAGUGGAAGCUAGUGUCCAAGAGAGAAUAUGAGGGCAACGAAACAUAAUACUCCAAAAGUGUGCAGCCCUACAUUCCAGAUUGUUCUUUGAUGAGAGAAGUGGAGCUUGUUUUCAUAAUCUUCAAUUCACACGCUUCUAGUUAGAGAGAAACUGGGAGAGGUGCGAUUAACUUCGACGAAGAGCCACGACCAUGGAUUAGCCGACGUCUCUGUAGAAGGGAGACGAAGUCCAAAUUGGGACUACUGAGUUUGCUUCCCUUGGUCAGUGACAGAGUGUCUACAUAUCCAGUCUUGAAUCAAUGGACUCUCCGUCGAGCUUAAAGAUUUUUUGCCGUUCAGAGUUAUAUGAGAACGGUAGUCGAAUAGGAAAUGAAAGCAGCGGUGGUUUGGACUUUGGAUGCAUCAACCUCAAUAAGCACUCUAGCAUAGAAAUGAUUACACCUAUCCUGGGUUACUCUAUUUGUGGAUAAUGGAUACCCAACCAUGGAAGCAACCUCACUCUUCGCAUCCUCAUUCCAAAGUUUCAUAUGUAAAUUUGGAAAUUUAACCCAGAUCGGAACUUUCAGAAAUUCAUCAUCAUCAAACGAAAAAUCUUCAGAUAGUGCUUUAAGCAUGAGUUGUAUCCCAUAAAUAGUAUAAGCUCCUCCCUUCAACACCUUUUCUCUAUCUUCUUCGUUAUGGAACUUAAAAAUCACCCACCCCUUUUGACGGGGUUUAACUAUGCAACUAACACCCCAAGUGUUUUUUAAGGCAUAGACAGCCUUAAGACCGGGGUGUUUUCCGGUGAAGCAGGCAAAAAUCCCACAUCUCAACCAUGAAGGGUAAAUUCCUAUCCACAAAGUCUAAUGAGUUGCUUUUUGGCGGAAUAUACCUCAAUUUGAGUCCGUUUGAGGGGUCCCGGUUGUCUUUGAAGAGUGUGGACCAUGCUUUUAGUAGGCUGCACUGGCUUCACAAAUUCCACACUACCGACCUUCCCUGUUUCCAGCUUACUGGCAAUAGGCAUUUGAGCUGGAAUGGUCUUCAUAUUAUCUUGGGCAGAUUCAGCAAGCAGAGAAGGGGCAUCAUAAGCUUUUACUAAUAAAUACGUGGAAAUGUUUGACUAAAAAAUAAUACUCCCUCCGUCCUGGAAUUAUCUUCAUUCUUUCCUUUUCGGGCCGUCCCAAUUUUAUCUCCUUAUUUCCCUUUUUAGCAACUUUUACCCUAUUCAUUUACCCUAAUACCCUUACCCAUCUACCCCAUUUAUUACUCCUAAUAAAUCUAACCGGCCACCACCACCCACCCAACCCUACAUAUCCCCACUUUUUUACGCUCUUCUCUCUCAUGUCUCACUGUAUUCCUCUCUGGUCUUUUCUCAAACUUUCUCUCUUUCUCGUGUGAUUACAGACGCUCCUCUCUCUCUCCUCUGCCUGAACUUUCAUCUUCUCGCCUCUAACUCCAUCUCCCUUCUCUAUGUUCAGCAACCCCAGUUGCCGUCUUCGGAUUUGUGCAACCUUUGUGAAGUCUUCUCCAUCGACAUCAGAUUUGAAAUUCUAGAUCCAUUAAUGGCGGAAAAAACCUCUAUCUUUGUCUUGCAUGGGUGUGUGGUGGUUGAAGACUCAGACGAUGUCUCUUGUUGGCCCGAUGUUGUCCCUGAUUCCGAAGAUGAUCUCACAUUGAUGAGGGUUGAAGACAGUGAAGAAGGAGAUUGGAGUGAUGCUGGGCAGAAAGUUGAAGGAUUACCAGAGGGGUUGCAGUCGGACACUAUGGAAAAUAGAAUUCCAACCUCCAUUGAGAGCAUGGCCUCCAUUUACCUUCGUCCUGUAGAUACAACGACAGGGGAGUAUUUUCCACCUGCGUAUCUUCCUCCGCAUCCAGUCCCAAAAGUUCAACAGCGCCUAGAAGAAUUGAUUAAAAUAUGGCUACCUCUUUACAAAAAACGAAGGUCGUACCUCCCUACUUACUAAACUUUUCAUCUUCUUCUAAGGUGCAUGGAUUUGUAAUGUCCAUUACAUGAUGCAUGCAUGUUUUCUGAUACACAAAUGUUGAUGUAUGUGUCCUAUUAUGGCCUAUUUGUGGAUGCCUAUGUGUGUACUGUGUUGUUGUUGCCUAAGAGAUGUCUGCCUUAAGAAACUAGGAUAAUCCUAUGGAAGCUUAAGGCAGUGUUCUAUGGAUUCUGUGAUUGCUUUUAUAUUCUGAGAGUCCUCUUUGUUGCACAAAUGUUGAUAUAUGUGUCCUGUUAUGGCUUAGGGCAGUCCUCUAUGUAUUCUGUGAUGCUGUGUUGAAGUCGGAGAGUCCUAUUUGUUGAUGCCAAACUGAGAACUGCCUUAAGCAUCCAGGGUAGUCCUAGGAAGGCUUAAGGCAGUCCUUUAUGGAUUCUGUGAUGCUGUGUUGAAGUCUGAGAGUCCUAUUUGUUGAUGCCAAACUGAGAACUGCCUUAAGCAUCCAGGCUAGUCCUAGGAAGGCUUAAGGCAGUCCUCUAUGGAUUCUGUGAUGCUGUGUUGAAGUCUGAGAGUCCUAGUCUGUGAUGCCUUAAUGAUGAAAGUCUGCUUGUAUAUGCUAAAGAUAAGACAAGAUACUAUCAUAGCCUAUGACAGUGUUGUUUGUGUACAUUAUCUAUAUUUGUACCCCAAACCCAAAAAGACAAAACCCAAAAAACUGUCUGUCUGUAGCUAGUACAUACAAAAACCCAAAAACCCAAAAACAUUAGUGCCUUGUCUGCUUUUAAACAAAAACCCUUGUAUCCUGUUCAUCCAAAAACCAUCUGCAUGCAACCUACUCAUGAGCAUUAACACCCUCCAAUGAUUGUAUCACCUCUUUCAUUGCUGUUGUGUCUGCACUCAUUGAAAUUGGUAGUUUCCCAAUCCCCUCUAAUCUGUCUUUACCAAUAUGGGGUAGUUUGUAGUUGUUCCCACCCUUAGGUUUCAAAAUUUCAUUCAUACACAGUUGUAGUGAUACCCAUACCUUGUUCAAAGUAUGAGGGCUGAAGCCCUCAAAUGCAUUCCUCACCCCUGCCACCAACUCUGAAACUGUUGAAGUUGCUGUUGUUUGUUGUAAGGACUGAAUUGCUCUAAAAAAGCCUAGGUCUAGCAUAUUUACAUCAGGACUAUUAGGUGGUUGGCAUGAUAGUUUGAUGUUAAAUCCCCCACUAGUAGCCUCCUUCAUGAACUCACUGUCAUUAGGACUUAUAUGUGGCUUGGCGUUAUCUUGUUGUAUAUAUAUGUCCCCAGAUGCAUCAAUUGGCCACUUGGCCUUGAUGGCAGGCAGAACUUUACUGAUUAGGCAUUCUCUGUAAACAUCUUUUGUGACACUGUCAAUUGCCUUCUCUUCAAUUGUCCCUGCAAUUCUAUUUUUGCUGUUUCUUUUUGCUGGCUCAAAUGAUGUGAAGGGAAAAAUACCAAUUUUCCCAUCAAAUAAGACUUGUGAGUCUUCUGAUAGCCUGGGCCUAGCAACAGCACAGAGGAACAUCACUUUGGUGAUGAACCUCUUGGAUUUGCAACUCCUGUGAGGUUCCUCUUCCCCUGGAUGCAGGUAGUACCUAUUUGAGGUUUUGGUCAUAUAAAACCAUUUUUCAUCUACAUGCACAUAGUUAAACAUGGGCUCAAAUACUGGUUGUGUUGACAUUGAUUCUGGGACAAUGUGUGAAAUGACCCAUUCAAGUCUCUUAAUCAUGUUUGACUCAGUAAGAAAGGGUUUGAUAGCAUUUGUGUGUGCCUUUAAUUCACCUUUUUGUAUGAGUCUGUGCACUGUACUUUUUGAAAAACCCAUUGCUGCAGCUAGAUUCCUGAUAUUCUUUCUUUUAUCAACCUGUAUCUCCUUAACAUGAGUAAUACGUAGAAUCUUUGCUUUUCUGCCUACCUUUCCAACCAUCUGUCUGUCCACAUCAAUAGGUAAACCUUCCAUCUCACAUUUCUUUAUUUGCUUCCAAAUGAAUGAGAUACACCGUUGUGACACAUCAUUUUCUAUUGCAAGUGCAUUUAGUACUCCUCGGUUGAGCCUACCAUUUGUGCAGUUGAUGAGAAGAUACUGCAUGAUGCGUUGCCUUGCGUCAUUGGACAAUCUCUUUUUUUUUGGAACUAUUUCGGCCAUGUCUUUGACCUUAUCUCUUCUUCUUUGUACUUAAGCUAUUUUGAGAAACAUGUGGUCGUAUAUAUAGACUGAAAUCUGUAGUUUUUCUUUUGGGAGGGAAGUGGACAAAUUAUUGAAAAUUCCCUCCACUACUUUAGUUUUUUUGCUGGCCGCUACUUUUGCUUUGGUGUACUGUUUGUUGCAGACAAAAGCCCGCUACCUUUUUAGUCGUAUACAGUAUACUGUUUGUUACCCUAUUAUUUUGGGGAGUUACCCCUUUGUUGGGCGAAAUAUCUCAAGGGCACAAGCAGAAAGUCAAAGCACAAAAGUGCCUUAUCUUAACCUCCGUGCCCAGUCAAAACCGAAAAUAAAUCUUGGACGGAGGGAGUAAUAAAGUGAAACAUUUUAAAAGAUGUUUUAACUGGCAUAAUUGCUUUUACUAAAAAACAUUUCCAUAUAAUUAAUACGUAGAAAUGUGUAAUUGUUUUUACUCUUGUUAAGCGUGUGCAAUUUUAACAUUGAAAAACGGACUAAUGAAAUUUGAUCACUCAUGUACACCGGGCGAGCACACACACUCAUACACUAGCCGAACACACACACACUCGCGCCACCGGAUCACGUCAUAUGGGUGUGACGAUUAAUAAGCUCCAAUAUAAAGGUUAAUACCGCACACUCUUGAUUUCAUACGACUUCUUGCGUGCUCUUACUUCUUCCUAGUGCAUCACAUGCACUCUGAUCUCGGAGGACGAGUCACCCGUUCAAAAGUUUUCAGUUACGAGUUCAAACUACUAACCUCAGGCGGCGAGUUAAGGUUUUCUUAAGGGCCUAGAGCCACGCUCUUUCGAGCAAUUUUAUCACUUAAUUGAUAUUCUCAUUUCCCAAAACGGUUGAUAUACUUUAGUUCUUUGGGGGUUGGAUGAUCUGUUCUAAGCAUUGCUCUCGGAUUCAAUUUUUCUUUCAGAGGCUGGGUUAAGGCCUAAUUUGGGAGCUUGAUAUCACUCUUUUCGAGUGGUGAGUCCGGCUCACUUACUCAGUGAGCCGCAGUUCGAUACCAAGCCCAAUUUCCAUGUUCUACACUUGUUGCCUUUAUGUGGAGGUACGACUGAAUGAAGAUGACUCCACUCGCCUCAAGGAGUGGGGGAGUGAGGGACUUACCAUCUUCAAGGAAGCAAAGGAUGGACCUGAUGAGCCCGAGCCCGAUGAGAAGACCGGUCUUAGCCAUGCUCUUUGCAUAUGGCGACCAUUGCAAUAAAGGCUGGGGAUUUCACCCCCUUGCUUCAUCUUGGGGGCGUUCAGUUAUGGAUGGACUCAGGCCGGGUGGCCCGACCCGGAACCGGCCCAGGACCGGUACUGUUCCGGCCCGGCCCGACCCGGUGGCCCGGUCAGUGACCGGUCCGGGUAGGCCCGGCCCGUGGGUUUUCUGGUCCGGGCUCUGGUCACCCAAAACAAGGCCCGGGCCCGGUUCGGGCCAAAAACUAUUUUUUUUUCAUUUUUUUUUAAAUUUUCGGGUUGGGCUGGGUAUUUUGGGCCAUUUGGGGAUGUUUGGGGGGGGUGGGGGUGGGAGGGGGGUUAAUCAGGAAGAGGAAAACAAAAAAAAAAUAUAAUGGGCCCGGCCCGGCCCAGCCCGGACCCGGUGGUUACCCGGGCCGGUCCCAGGUCCACCAUUUCUUACCCGCCGGCCCGCUCGGGCCUAGGCCCGACCCUGACCUGGCCCGGACCCGAGUCCAUCCAUACGUUCAGUGUACUCCUUUUCCCUUCAUUAGGAUAUUUUCCCAUACCGUUUUUCCUAAUAAUUUUUUUUAAUGAGGCAUCUCCCUAACAUUGACAAGGGCGGAGAUCUUUCCGGUCUCGGAGAAGAGCAACUGACUUGACUACUCGCUCUUAGUCGAGUCUACUACUUGACUAAGGGAGUGGGGGGCUCGUGAUGGAGUUAUGAGACUUGGCCCAGAGCCUAAUUGGCCUAAGCCCCGAACUUGAACCCGUGGAUCCAAAUCCACAACCUGGAGCCUACCUACCAGUUCGGCCGACCUGCCAGCCAGAAAGAGUAACAAUCAAACACUUAAUGCACUGUUUAAUUAUGUAUUUAAUUCUGUAUAAAUGUUGUAAUUAGUUAGUCAUUAUUAUCAGUAGCAGUUACGAUUUGUAUACGCUUAUAAAAGGCAGGUUGUAAUUCAAAUUAGGGAAGCAAUUUUUAUAAGCUCGGGCAACUAAACUUCCUUAGCUACUUUCCAUUCUCGUAAUAGUUUUUUUAUUCUUGCUUGGGUGUCUAUCGUAGAUUUGCUAAAAGCUUACGAGUGUCUAUU
Molecule: messenger RNA, 6358 nt
Organism: Cuscuta europaea
Lineage: Eukaryota; Viridiplantae; Streptophyta; Magnoliopsida; Solanales; Convolvulaceae
Source: the annotation of a GenBank genome assembly